Messenger RNA from Xyrichtys novacula (pearly razorfish), 14211 nucleotides. The record is from the annotation of a GenBank genome assembly. NCBI's taxonomy places the organism in Eukaryota, Metazoa, Chordata, Actinopteri, Labriformes, Labridae.
AGAGUUUUUUUGUAUGUUGAAGAGAGGGCAGUCAGUGUGUGAGAGAGUGUGUGUGAGGGGCAGAACGAGAGAGAGAGGAGAGGAGAGGGAGAAAAACAUGGGUACGAGGUGAGGCGUGAGUUUUGAAGUGGUCUAAGUACUGCUCUGAAGAAGUCCCAGCUCCCGACAAAGCACCAUCCCGGGAUUAUUAUGCCCAGCGCCACCGUGUCCGUGCGAAGUUUAUCCGAAGUAGAGAAAUACCUCGGCAGCCGGAUGGUGAGUGUUCUCCUAUGAGUGUGUUCCGAUUGCAGCAUCGUUGUGUGGUGAACGUCAGGUCCCGGACUGUACCAGCGACACAUUGUUGUCUGUCCACGAACACGUCAUGUGAAACCAACAGCUGCACGCGCCGCUACAAAAGCUGCAUAUUUCUCCUGAACAAAGAGCCUGCGAGACAAACAACAGGGCAAAAUGAAGUUUUUUUUCUGGACACAUUGUAGUUUUUCUAUGACUUCAGAGCGUCUGAUACUCUCAAGAGAGUCCUGUUUGCCAAAAAUCAAAUCCUAAUCGGGACAUAAUUGGUUAGACAGGGAAUCGAAACCGGCAAUUAUUGAGCACAUACAGGAGGAGAUAUCGGAAUGAUUAUUUGAUCGGCUGUUCGACAUUUCUGUUUGUGGCCUAUCAUGUCUCUAAACAUCUCUUUUUAAGUUGAUUUAAAGUUCCUGAGAAAAUGUCAGAAAAUUAUCUUGUUAAAUUCACCCUGAAGCCUUACUCUCAAAGUUAAAAGACAAGUACAAUUUUCCCACGGGAGGAUUCCGAUCGGAGUAUUUUGGGGGAUUAGGGCUUAAAAAUUAGAGCAAAUAAUUCUUUUGUUGUCUGACUGAGGUUUUGGCUUGAACUGAAUUUAACACAGUGAAACUGUUUUGAAACUAUUUAUUAAAAAGUACAGGGAGUGACCUCAGAAAAUACAGGUCUGAGAGAGAUUAUGAUGGUAAUAUUAAAAAUCAAACCCUGUAUGGAGUGGUUCUCAACUGGUGAGUCCUGACCCACAAGUGGGUCGCAGACAUGUUCUGGGUGGGUCACAAACAGCUGGUCAAAAGAGUAAAUAUUUAAUGCGAUAUUUUGUAGAUAUGUGAUAUUUUCUGAAUAUGCAACUUCAGUAGUUGUCGUCCUCAUGUUGUCCCCUUCAUGUGCUCUGAAAUGCACUUUACUCAAUAAAACGAGUGGAUUUAUGUUUAAGAUUAGAGUCUUUAAAGGUUUUUUUUCUAUUAAAAAAUAAAUUUGUUUGUCCCAGUUCAGAACCACUGCUGUAUAGGACUAUAGGGCAAGUCAGUACUCCAAUAUCAGUGCUUGAUAGUGUGUUGGAUGUUCGUUAAUCCAUAUGACAUUUCUUUCCAGAGUUGUGAUAACGAUAUCAGAUUCAAAGUGUUUCAUAUUUUAUUUCCCAUCAAGGAUGCGCUACAGUCCAUGCUAAACAACGUACAGUCAUGAUGACUAUACCCUACUCAAUCAGUCAAGCCAGAGUCCUGCUACUUAUGGUUUUACUUUGCUAUUGAGGCCACUUAACCACACUAAGCAAGUCUAAAACAACCUGACCAAGACAUACCUGUCCCAUGUAGUGAUGGUGAACAAAGUUAACCCUUGUGUCACACUUGUAUAAAAGUUAUACUGGAUCACAUCGGAAGAAGGAGGUUCUUUCCUGUAACAAAAUUUUUCUCCCCCCUUUUGGGUCUUUAACCGUAUCCAUCACAUGCUCUGUAUUUCACCUCAAAGCAAACAGGAAAUUAAAUUGACCUAGAUCAAUGCUCUUUUUAUCUCUCGUCGUUUUAACAUCUUUACGCAGAAAUGUCGCAUUAAGCAAGACAACCCAUCAUUCAAUUAUAUUUAUCCUAAAUAAUACAUUUGCUCAACUGUGUUUCUUUCUACUCUGCACCACAUAUAUUCCUUUCUUGAGAUGUUGACCAGGUUGAAAGAAAUCAACCCCCACAAAAACCCUCCAACGCUACACUGACAGGUUUCAGGAUAAACCAUCCAACCAUACUAAUACUAUGUGUGAUGCUGAGAAAAAAAAAACCCUGAAGGUUGCUGUGGUGCGAGCUUAGCAUGCGCUUGAGUCCAGCUGCUUUCAGCCUCGCUGACACCAAGGCGAGGAAUGCUCUGUCAACUGUCAGUCUUGUGCAACCAGAAAGUCAGUUAGGUUUGGUGCAGCAGGUUGGUCCUCUUCCCUGUGUAUGCACGAGCCUUCAGGCUGUCUUCCUGUGUCACCUGCAGCCUGUAAAGGUGGAGUGGGAGAUUUGGAUCUAUUCACAAGUGGGAUCCUGUUUAGCUUGUAUUAAAACUCCCAUUCAGGCUUGUUCGUGUUUGCAAAUAAUUCCGAUCAAAAUGAAACUCUUAAAAAUGAAUGCCAUUGAAACAUUUUCUACUAGAGUGGAACCCAAAAGGAGCAUACACAGAUAAUUUGAUUCGGCUUCUCAAGUAAGCAAUUAGAUUCACCUAACGUAACCACCAACACAAUAUAAUGGAGCCACGUAUUGGACGAUUUGGCCAGUUUGCCACCGCUGAGCUGUGUAAUUAUGCUCUUCCUCUUCUCUUUGGCUGCGAAAAGCCUUCCAGUUUUGUCUCUGAAAAGCCAUUGUGCAGCAGAUAUAGUGGGUUAGAGGCCAGGGAUGAUGCAACACCUCCAUUUGAGCGACUCACUUCCACAGUGUCCAUGUUAAGAGACGAUUCUUUAGAUAUUUUUGUGUCAUAUCUUGGUGAAACAUCUGCCCUCCCAUGAACCUUGUCAUUUACCCAUGGUGGCUCUCUCUUACCCGACAAAGUCAAACACCAAACCCAUCGCACCAUGUUUGUUCGGUACACUCUGAACUAUUUAAUGUCAACUACUUCCCUUUUUCAUUCUCUGCUCCUUUUCUCGACUUUCUCUUACAAUGAAUAUAGCUGCAUGCUUAUCUUAAACUGCAUCCCAUUCAAUAUUCUCCCAGUCCAUGGGGGCGAGCAGAUGCUGGGAGUGUUAAUAGGCUAUUGAUUUAGUCUUGGACUGGCCCAUCUAUGAGAUAAUAGCGAAUAGGUCUUGAGCAAUUCAUUUCCCUGACCUCCUGGGGAUGAGUCAUUCGGGAAACUCAAGACUUCAACUCUUUCGCUAUUUUUUGUUCUGCCUCUUUUACUUUGCUGUGGCACAUCAGAGAAAUGUUUUGCAAUCAAAUUUGUGACCGUAGGGCAGCUGUGCGAAGCAGAUGAGAGGGAGGAGAUGUUAAGUCAGCUUUCUCACUACAAUCAAAGAUACUCCCCCCCAGUUUUCUUCCCAUUUCCCUGUGUGAGCUCUGAGUGGGAGAGUGUCUGUAUCCAUGAGGAUCAGCUGGAGGGAAUACCAAUAAGCACCGCAGGCUUCUUCCCCUCUGUGGCUCUGUUCUCUGCUGAAGGGACGGUUUUGUUCCAUCUCAAUGAGGAUGCCAGCUCGCAUGUGUGUGUAUGUGUGUUUAUUUGGGGGUGCACAGAGGCCAUGACAGAAAGACGGCUAAAUAAGCACCACCCUAGGUACCCUACACACUCCCCAGCCUCUUCAUUCUGGUACACUUCCUUCAGAUCACUCUUAACACCUGUGCUUGUAGCUGAAUGCGGCUGCAUGACCUGACCCUGCAUUGUGAGCCGGUGCUUUUACCCGAGAUCACAGCUGCGAUUGUGAGUACUUCCAAACAUUACUUCCUUGUAGUGGGGACAAUGCCUUCCUGUUUGCAUAAGAAAAUGUGUGCUGUUGCACUAAUGUCCCCCUCCGGCGGGGAGUGUAGCAUGUACAAUCAAUGAAUAUUAAUUUCUAUCUAAAUAACGUGUUUUUUCUUCUCCAAGUUCUCCACCCAAACUGCAGCCUUGCUUUUUUUUCUUCUGGUGCUGCAGCGAACAGACCAGCAUAAGGUCUGCCUUUGCAUGAAAAAUGGAAUCACUAACUCGAUCAUUGAUCCAAGAGAGAGAGAGAGAGAGAGAGCACACUGCAGUGCAAGAUAAGCAGCAUCUGCAGUUCCUAUCUGUGCCCGCCCUCCCCCCUGAAAUGUAGCUCGAAGAUUUGGGAUUUGGAUUUCUCCUGCAGAGCGGUGCACACAGCUCUCCCUUGUUUGGUUAAGAUUGAGGCUAAUGCUGGGAGGGGGAUCUUUAUGUUGUGCUGCCUGGCAAGGUCAGGGCUUAUUAAAUAGGUCAUGAUGUUGGACAGACGCUGCCUGCUAAUGUAGGACAGCGUGGGGGGACAGGGCUUAAGCAGGGCUGAGGUGUGAGGGAAGCCUUUUUGGGUGGGGAGGCAUAAAAACGUCCUGUAGAUCCACGAUGUUUCACUGCUGUAGUGUGUUUGUGUGCUUUUUCUGUCAUCAUUUUAUUAUCUUGUCUUGGUUCUGCUGCUCUCUCUCUCUCCGUCUCUGUUUUCUGCUCCACUGACACACUAAUAUCAUCUUUUUAAUCUAAAAGCAGUGGGAGUAAGUCUGGCGCACUGAUUUGUUAAGACAACAUUUCCUUUUCUAAUAGCAAUGAAGCAGAUUUUAAGCAUAUGAACAAACAGAUGGAUCUUUCAAACAGCACAGCUUUGAAAUCCAAUAAACACAGUUGGAAGGAGAAGGUAGGAGUUCUGCUGUGCUCCAGUUAAGAACAGCAUGUCUUUGAAGGACACCUGUUAUGCUGAUCCCUGUUUUAAUAUAUAAUGUUUCAAAGUUGGGUGAGAUAUAUGGAUGUUGCCGUACUUCUGUCUUCUCUGGACUCCUGUUUAAGAACAUAAAAAGACAUGGCCAAUUAAGACGAUGUUGAAGGACUUAUCCACCCAACAGCUCCUUCAAGGUCGUGCCCAUCUGGAAGAUUUUUCAAAAUUUCCCUUUGCCCUGAAAGUCUUUCACCACUUGACUUUUCCUUACCUCUGCGUUUUUUUGAUUCAGCAUGUCUGGAAAUUGUUCUGUUGAUUUACAUCUCAGCUGUUGUUCAAACUUGGGGCUGUUUUGUUUAUAGAGACCUUCCAUGAAAGCUCUUCUUUUGACCUAACUCUAAAUCCGUACCCUCAAAGCUCAAGUAUGGAGUUUUUUUUUUUUUUUUUUACAGGUAAUGAAACAAACCGAAAGUAAUACUGGUGCAAGAAAACAAAUAAAUAAAAUGGCCAAGCUUGAUUAUUUACAUUUAGUUAAUUUUAAAGCCUGUUACCUAGAGAUUUUUUAAGUGAUUACAAAAUAUUGCCCAAACAGUAAAAAAGCCAUACUGUUACACCUAGGGUGACCAAACGUUUGGUUUUCCCUGGACAUGUCCUGUUUUUACGUCCUGUCCUGGCCAUCCUUGUUUUUAUAAAGUGAUGAAAAUGUCCCAGUGUUCAUUAUUCUUGAUUGGGCCACUAAGAUGAAGAAGAAAACUAAAGUGAGAGAGAUUAUCCUCUUGCCGGGCAGAGUCCUGGUUUUCGGUUAUCAAAACAUGGUCACCCUAGUUAUACCAGUGUGGUCUGAAACCAUGAUUAAGAGCUAUGGGAAAGGCUUCAAAGUGCUUAUUCUGCAGAAUACACAGUUCAUUUUUGAAGUGUAACACUGUUGCACUUAAAGAAAUGUGCAGGAGUGCAGGUUAGCCUGCAUGAACACUCCCACUCAUGCCUGUGUACCCAUGACAGAGAAAGUAGAAGUGUAUUCUUCAGCUGCUUUGAAAGAAUCUUCCCUGGCAUGAAUAAUUAAAAACUCUGAAAGUUAGGCGAACUCCCAAGUAAGAACAGUUUUUCAAAGUAACAAACUUUACCUCCACCAUCUGCUGUGCUCUAGCAGCUUCCCCUCUUUUCCCCUCCUGUAACUGGGCCCUGACCCCCUCCCUGGUCACUUCCAGCCAAUCCCCAAAGACCUUAAAUCCUCGUCUCGUUUCACCCUCCUACCCCAACAACCCCUGGGGAAUGCCUGCAUAAGUGUUCGGGAGAAACCGAGUGAAAAGUAGGCCAGCUCCUCAGCAGAUUUGGGAGGACAUUUUCAUCAGUGUGAGGCUAAUUCAUUUAGCGGAGCCGCUCAUCCAGAGAGACCCUUGGAUUGCUCCAGUAGUUAGUUAGCGUUGGUAGAAAUCUUGAGCGGCGGCGGCGGCUGGGGAAGUAGGCUGAUUAAAUUUGAAAUUUUCAUUGACUUUCUUAUCAGGAGUGAGUCAGAUGUCACGCUCAUUUUGGGGUUCAAGUGUGUGCGCAACAUCUGGGUUGUGUUAUUCGUGUUACGUGAGCUGCUCUCAUGAAUUGGGCCUCAUUCUGCCAAAAGCUGUCUUGUUUUUGUAAGGAAAAGCUUCCAUCCAUCAGCACAGCUGCCUAGUACAUUUCUGGUUUGGCGUUCACUACUCCAGGUGUGCGUGUGUGAAUAAUGACGAAGAAUCAAUACUUUUUCCAAACAACCUCCUCUCCUGUCAGGCUCUGCUUUUUCUGCAGGCAUUAAUAGUGAUCCAUCGAGUUUUUCGGGGUCACUAUUUGAUCACACCCUCAUCCUGUAUCCGUGACUUCACUGCACCUUGAGGCAAUAAUCCCACACCUCUGUGAUCCUCAAUUGGCUUCUUAUGCAGCAGGAGAGGUUUUUGAACAUUUCGGAGUUGAGAUGUGUGGUGAGAAAGCGCCUUAGGAGCUAGCAUAUUUCCAGUGCAGCAGAAAUAGCAUGAGGCUAAGCUGUCUAGAGGAACAGGCUGUUCUUUGUGUUUGUCGUUUGAAAGCUAAAAAGUCCGGGUAACAUGAGCAACCUACACACAAGCCUGCCUAACGGUUCCUUUGGGAGGAGGGAGAUAUUGAGCUGGUCUUUCUUAUUUGUCAAACAGGUUUGUCUGUAAGUAAACAGGCGGUGUAUGUGUAAAUUACAGUCGUGACAAGAAAUAUUGUUGGAAAGAAAAAGGGUUGUGAUUGGACGCAGAACUCCUCAGGCUGUACGUCAGGCCAGUGGAUCCAUAUGAGGCAGCUUGCUCAUCAGAGUCCUGCACAGAGCAGAGGUAGGACAUGACAAAGUCUGCUUUUUACUCUGCAAACAAAGAGUCCUGUGUUGGAUAAGGACAGAUGCCAGGGAGGGGGAGACGUUGGGAUGAAGACAGAGGCUGAAACACCCCAGGCAUGCUUGGAGAAAGAAGCAGCGUGUUCUCUGGUUAUACAGCAUACAUAAACAAGCAUAUAUUACCGAUCUCCAGCAUAGUGAUGGCCAAAAUAAUAGUGGGGCUACAAUUUUUAAGUGUCUCCUACAACCAAUACAAGGGUUCACGGUCAUGUUAGCAUGUUAGCAUGGUUACAUGCUGAUGUUUAGGAUGAAUAAAUAUCUUGAUUUGUGGGAUGCAAUUAUCAAAUCAUCAGUGCUAAAUAUUGAUAUGUUAAUUUAAAAAGCAAUGCAGCCAAUUUGACUCACUGUGUCACCUCUCUUUCUUUACAGGCCUUUUUUAAUGUACACCUAAAGGCACUAUGAGGAGUUUUAAAGUGAAACAGACAAACUGAAACUGAUGUCUCUUUAGAACCGUUAAAAAUAAACAAGACCAGACCAGCAAAGAGGCUGAUAAUUUCACCGAAGUUAUUUUUAAUGGUUAUAACUACUGUGAGAGAGUAUGUGUCAGACCAGAUGACGGGAAGCAGGCCAAAUAAAUACAUAAACUGCCCAUUUAGAUUUUUUUAAUAUCAAAUGUCACAGUGAUUAAUGUAUGAAUUUGUCUUACAACACUUUCACAUGUAAAGGACAGGAGAUGAGCGGUAACUCUUUGUCCACAAGGGGGUGACAAUAUCAACACAAACUAAAAACUCCUCACAGUAACUUUAAUCACAUAUAGUGAUGCAGCAUUAUUAUAUGUUUGUCUUGCAAUUGAUCAGUCAUCACAGAAUUGUUGUGUUGUAAUAUGCUCGUCAUUAGGGGGUCUUUAAGGUAUCCAAUAACAAGUAUCAGGUAUGAAGAGUGCUGUUGUGUCUUAUAUUUUCUGUGUUCAAAACUCCAGUUUGCUCUGUUUCCAGGCUGAGUUUACUUAAAGGCGUUGAAGUCAGCUGUAAACUUAGCUUGAAGUAAGUUUUUUUUCACCCCAUAUUACUCUGCCUGUACACUUAGCAUGUAAAGAGCAGACUCACGUGAUAGUUUUCCAGGAAAAGUCAGCCUCAGGACUUUACCAGGAUUCACCAUGAAUGUCUGAAAAAAGACUAUUCAUUGGUUUGCAAAACUAAAAGAUCUUUACCGCUAUUGAGAGAGUGUUGUUAUACUAUAUUUAGUCAGUAUUAUUCCAUAUUUGUGAGCUGGAGAAGGAUUCAUGAAAAAUUGUUGCAAUCUCUUAUUUAUUCUAAUUUCAUUCUUUCUCCUAAAGAGUAAGUGUAAUGACUGAAUUUCCACCUGGGAUACAUCAAAUAUUCUGACUCUGACUCUGAAGUGGGUCAGUGUGUUUGAGUCGUCCUGCCAACACAGAGAAAAAGAAACAAAUUGAAAACAGGAAAAAGCAGCUGUAGCAAUAGUUUACGAAAGUUUUGGACUGACAGGAUGAGUUUGUCAUUUCCUCCAGCUGUGUCAUUAACAGACAGAAAGCAGUUUCUGUGUCGCAUUUUUGGUGACUGUCUGUUUGAAAUGAAUGGCGACUGCUCUUGAUGACUCGUGCUCAGUGUCGCCUCAUAAACUAGUCUGACUGGUCCAUUGGGUAUGAGGUCACAGUUACAGCAGCAGUGGGGAAUGCACACACAUGUAACUGGAUAUCUCAAAUCCACUUAAUUUCCAGUUAGUGUUGAAUGGUUUCGUUGCUGUGCCUUUGUACUUAAUCGACCUAUUCUUAGUCAACUCUGCCUUAAGUUUCACCUGACUAGUCAUGUGUCGAGGACUUUUUUUUUCUGUGAGGUGAACUUAAAUAUACAUUUGUGGAUUGUAAAGGUGCUUGGCAAGCAGUAUGUAACCGUUACGUGUUUGUGUAGAAAUGCUAAGCAGGAUUGCGCUUUAAGUCUGACUGAGUUGGCUGCGAUGUGUUUAUUUGCUCGAAACUAGCAGUGUUACAUUAGUGAAGGAUUAGUCCAGCUUAGUACAGCCCAUAGUGCUUGUUGUACAACUCUUUGUAUUAUCAGCUUACACCUCCUCCUAACAGGGCGCUACUGUGAUCAACUUGUGUCUCUUGUUAGAUCGCUGCUACAGUGUGUUGCUGUAACACUUAGGGUGACACCUCGCUUCUAAAAAUGCUGUUUGCUAACCUCUUGAUGUUCUUUUCUGAGUUUCCUCUGUGUGGAGGAAACAACCGAAGAUAAACUUGCUUACUUGAACCAUUUUUAAUUCAGCGUCACUUCCUCAAAACAGCAGCUGAUAACUCAACAGUGAACUAUUGACACACACAGAGUCUCUAUCGUAGAGAUGUAGAUUGACUCUUUAAAUGAAGGACAAUGUGUGGAAAAGGGAUUUCCUGCACCUUGUGUGACAUUUUCACUGACCUACAUUUGAUAUUCAUGCUCUAGUUCUUCCUCACACAUAGAUAGCUCUUAUCUGAAUUCUGUAAUCUGUGUCAUUUGUGUCAUCAGUGUGUUGUACUGUAAACAAACAGGAUUAAAUUCUGGCUGCUAGCACACAACAGACGUCCGCAAUAAGAGCAUUACAUUCACACCCAGAUGGUCUCGCUGUGGCGAUAGAAGCAAAACAGCAGAGAAAAAAAGACUCAUUUUGUAGAAACGGUUGGAAAAUUCGCUAAAAUGUGGGAAAAGCUGAAAUUUAGCCUGAGAGAAGAAAACUGAGUCCAAUCGAAAAAGGCUCCAAAAUAAGGCUGUAGUUUGUGAUGCAUAAAUCCAGAACUGGAUGCUGUGUUUGAUGCUUUCCUCAUGACUUGUUUUGCUCAUAAAUUCCUUCAAAAAGAUUCCAGGAAAAAAAUGUGAAAUGCGCCACAUCUAUCCCAGUAACAUAACUGUCCUUUUUUUUCUGCUCCUUUCAGGACCGGAGUACCGAGGGGAGUUUCCUAAACCUCCCUGGGUCCAUGCGUCGGGGUUCUUCAGAGAACAAUCUGGAGCUGGAUCUGUGCGAUGGAAGUCCAAGGCCUACUUCAGGGUGUGAGAUCCAGCGGAGUCGGUCUUGUCUGGACAGCCUCCAGCAAAAGAUCCUGAAAGUCACGGAGCAGCUGAAGAUCGAGCAGACGGCGAAGGAGGAGAACGUGGCUGAGUACCUGAAGCUGGUGAACAGCGCAGACAAGCAGCAGGUGGGCCGCAUCAAGCAGGUGUUUGAGAAGAAGAACCAGAAGUCGGCUCAGAACAUCGCCCAGAUGCAGAAGAAGCUGGAGCAGUAUCAUAAAAAGAUGAAGGACAGCGAAGUCCACCACAGCCCGUCCCAUCAUAUGCCCACUGUCAAACACAGCACCAUCCCCAGGGAGUCCCCCAGAGAGCUGCUGAAGGACAUGACAGGCUCAGGCAGACACCCAACCAUGGACAAGAUCAAAACCAUUGGACCAGGUGUUUCCCUCUCUCCUCCUUUCUUCUUCAGUAAACCACGAGAGUUCGCCAACAUCAUCAGGAACAAGUUUGGCAGUGCAGACAACAUCGCCCACCUGAAGACCAGCCUGGAUUCCCCACCACAGCUGCCUACAGAAGGGGCAGGAAAGGGGCUGAGCAGCAGUACCUCCAUGGUGGGUAAGCCCAAGUAUCCCAGUGACGAUGAGUGCUCCUCCGGUAGCGCGUCCAUCUCAGCGGACAGUAACGGAAAUCCAGCGGGGCAGGCUCAGGGUUCAGGCCAGACUCAGGUCCAGCAGCAGCAGGCUGGAGGGGACAGCCAGAGCAGACUGGCCCUGAACCUGGAGGAAGUGAGGGAGAUCAAAGAGGCCCAAAACCAGCUGGAGGAGGACAUGGAGGAGCUAAAGACCCAGUUCAAGAGGGAGUUUGGACUUGUUAGCCAAGCACUGCAGGAGGAGAGAUACAGGUAUGUUUCUGUAACUCCGUGCAGCUCUUUUCUUUGUGUGCAGUAUGUUGGAAUCAGCUUUAACAGAAUAACCUUUCCUGUAUUUCUGGAUCAUCUAUCAGGUAUGAGCGUUUGGAGGACCAGCUGAAUGACCUGACAGAGCUUCACCAACACGAGAUGACUAACCUAAAGCAGGAACUGGCCAGCAUUGAGGAGAGGGUGACCUACCAGGCUCAUGAGAGGGCUCGGGACAUACAGGUAUUUCAUAGUGGAGUCAAAGCCAGAGGAAACCAAUGUCGUAGAUGUAACCGGUGGGACUCUGCGUCGUAGUUAUAUGAAGACACCAGCAGGAUUUUAUCCCUGUUUAUUCUUUAAACCAGAAUGACAAGGGAAAGAAGUUCAGCCUUGCAGCCUGCCUCUGCUCCUCUCUCCCAGGGAUCACGAUAGAAAAGGCGGCAGAAGUAAGGAGGCAAACUCCAAUAUCAAUGUACAUCUUAUAGAAACAGAAAAAAGACAACAAUCAUACCUGUGAAGAAUGACCAGGUACACCAGAAUGACAAGGGAAACCUUAAGAAGUUCAGCCUUGCAGCCUGCGUCCGCUUCUACACAGACAGAAACACAGGCUAGCUUAACUGAAUGAACACAAGUGAACAUUUAAAUUUGAAUGAACAUUUAAAUUGUGUUUUUUCACUUUAUUUACUUCUCUUUUUUUGUAAGGCGUCUUUGAGCACCUGUAAAAGCGCGUUAUAAAUAAAAUUCAUUAUCAUUAUUAUUAUAAGAUGUCACGAGGCAUGCUAAGCGGACAAAACACAACAAAACUAAAAUUUGGGAUGUUACAUGAGUAAAAAGAAACUUAAAAACCGUUAAAUAAACACACCAUGAAAAAUAAAAGUACAUAUAAAAAAAAUCAAUUAUGGAGAAAUCAAUAAUUAGCCAACGGACACCACGGUCACAAUAGAAAAAGGGAGAAGUAGGGAGGCUAACUCAAAUAUUAAGAAGAAGAAAUAACAGGAAGAGGGAGGCUGCACAUAAAAAUAAAUUAAAUCCACAAAAAGGUUCCACAGUCAAACAUAAAAAUACACAGGCAUAAUUUAGGUAAAUAUAAAAAAUAAUGUACAUUUAAUCCUUGUUACACAGACAAUAUUGACAAAUUUAUGAUGAUCAAUAUUAUUUAUUAUUUUAUUUAACUCUUAAAGCUGAGUUAUCAAAGUCAUGACAUAAGUUUUCUUUGCACAGAACGGCUGAUAUGACUGUUUCUCCAAAAGACUUCUUCUUACCUACAGUCUACUCUGUCCACGCCUCUCUCUGAUAAUUACUGAUUACUCGUUUUGGAGAUUGUGGGUAAUUGAGGGGUCAGUCGAAUGCUCUUUAAAUACUCAGCUGACCUCGAGACUCAAAGUUUGUCUCUCUGUCUUCGUCUUCAGGAAGCUCUGGAGUCGUGUCAGACCCGGGUGUCCAAACUGGAGCUCCAGCAGCAGCAGCAGCAGACAGUGCAGCUCGAAAGCGGCGAUGCCCGCGUCCUGCUGGGGAAGACCAUCAACAUCAUGCUGGCCAUCAUCACCGUCAUCCUGGUGUGCGUCUCCACUGCAGCCAAGUUCGCCGCUCCCCUUAUGAAGAGCCGGCACCAUGUGGUCGCCACCAUCCUGGGAGUUUGUUUUUUAACCAUUUUCUGGAAGAAUUGGGACCGUUUACAAUAUGCCUUAGACCGCCUGCUGGUGCCUGAUUGAUAGUGAACAGUGCGUGUGUAAAACAUGGCUGAAACAAAGGCACUGUGAGGUGUCAGGAUAGGACUAUCUGAGAAGAUUGGUUGUACAAUCGUCAGAAAACAUGAUCGCCAUGCAUUUACAGAGGUUGAUGUUUUUUAAAGUCAGACUGAAAUUACUUUUGGUGAUUUUUUUUCUCGUCUAGAACUUGAAUGUGAGUUGCUAAAAUUUUACAUUUAACCUUUAAAAUAAUAUUUAUAUAACAAUAAAUAUUUUAAACCCCAACUGAUUGAUAGGAAAUCACCUGAAGACAUAAAAAUUAAAUGUCAGUGAAGUUAAUUUUAAAGAAUUGCCUUAUCACUACAACGCAGCAAAAUAGAUUUUAAUACGUGAGAAAUCGGUAACUCAAUCGACAGUGUCCUCUCAUGUAGCUUAGUUUUACUUGAUUAUCUCUCAUACGUUUGCAUGCAAAUGCACAGACGAUUAAAACCUCAGGUUCGGUGUCUUAUAGCCACAGCUAUGACAUGAUAAAGGUCUAACGGUGUGAUAGAAGGUGGAUUUUGUUACCUUUGCACAGAAACAGACAAACUGUUUCCUCUUGUUGGUUGCAUUUAUGCUAAACUCAGCCAACUUCCGCCUUGCAUUAAGCAUUUACACAAAAAGUGGUAUCAAUCUUGUUUUUUUAACACCCUUGCAAAGAAAUAACAAAGUCCACUAAAUGUUGAACUGUUCCUUUAAACUACAAACUGCAGCACAGAGUCAGGAGGCAUCCUGUUUGUUUUUUUCCAUUCAAAAAAAUGUUUAUUGUCUUUAUCUGUUCUUACCUUGUCAUUCCCUGUGUGGUCAGUCAUCUCUUAAGUUUUUCUGUUUACUAUUCCUAAAGUUUUAAGUGCAAUAUGUUUGAUUUUUAAAAUGUUACGCUUAAGAGCCAGCCUUUGACGUCAGUGUUUUACAGCAACAUGGUGUUGGUGCUGGGGAAGCAGAAGGGGGUUGGGAUGGGUGAGGAUGUGACAGUAAUGUUGGCAUGAGAGAUCCAUAACCACUGAAGCCACUGCUGGGCUCUGAUAAGACCAGCUGUCUCCUCUCUCAAGAGCCAAAAUUCAUUCCUACUACAUUACCUCGCGGUUAGCGCGCUAAUAUCGAUACAUGCCAGCCCUCCACUGCAGAAGGAUGCAUGCACACCCCCAGAACAACGAGAAAAUAGUCACUUUUCAUGUCUUGUUAUUUUUUUUUCUACUAAUAAUGUGAUUGAGAAGCAAUGGGUUACACUGUGAUACAAGGCCUUUAUCCAAGGAAAAAUGCUUUUCCCUUUUUUAAGGAGCAACAAACAGCCUUCAUUGCUCUGAUGAUGAAAGAGGAGCACAACACAGGCUCUGAGUGAUGAACUAUGAGCCGAUUUUUUGGACUGACUAAUGUAUUAUGUCUUGUUUUGUCUUUUGGACCUUGCCUUUUUGAAUCUCAUGUGAAGCUACAGCCCACUUUUUAAUGUCUGUUUGCCAUAACACUGUGUACGUUGUCUCUCUCAUGUCCUACUGACUGUAUUAUAUGAUUUUGUUCCUGUUUUUGACUCGUUGGAGGAACCUGCAGAACUAAAGAUCAGGUUUACAUUCUCUUUUCCUCUCUGGUGCACUAUGUGAUCAAUCAGUUGUGUUUUCAUGCAUUACAUGCCUUUGUCUGACAAUUUCUGUUAAAUUAAACAAGUCUUUUUAGUCAGC